AUGUCUUCCGAACCAUUCUUCCAAAGAAGCAUUUCUACCCGUCUCCCUCAACCUGGAUCGCUGGAUUUCAUAAACAGACCCAAUCCAGUUGAGCCUAGUGAUUUAAGCCAUGGCAAUUUCGAUGGAAGCACUCGCGAACUCGACCGGACGACUAAUGAGCAGCUCCACCCCUUUUUGCUCGGUGACCGAUUGCGCCAACGUAACGAUAUUGCUCCGGAGGCCACAAGGCUCGCAAGACGCUCGCCUCACCAACUGUCUGGCUCGUCAAUCGCUGCUGUACUCAAUGAUGAAGACUCGCCUCCCCGAUUGGGAGACCAUAGCUCCAUCAGGCGAGAUGUUGACCAGGGAAUGUUCACGUUGCCAAAACUUCCAGCCAAGAGACAUGCAAAGCGUCACCGUGUACCUCCUGUUCUACAAGGGCUCCACCAGCCUCCUCCUGAUGCUGGUCUCCUACCUUCUAUCAGUACAGAAGAGUCACAGGUCUUCAUGUCCACUUCAAGGAGCAGCAAUAGUAUGACUCUGCCCUACCCCGUCGACGACACAACUACAAGUGUCACCCAAGCAGAAGCCGCGACAUCUAUCGAACCAACUGGAGACAUGCCAGAAAAACGCUCGAGACGUAACUUGUGGACUGACCAGGAGACCGAUGAUCUGCUUGCAGGAGUAUCUAGAUUCGGUAUCGGCAGCUGGAAGAAAAUAUUGUUCUGCUCAGACUAUCAAUUUCACAAGCGAACUGCUGUCGACCUAAAAGACAGAUUCCGAGUUUGCCGGCCUGAAGCUUAUGGUGGUGCAAGAAAAACGAGGAAAGCCAAAAGAGCACUCACGGAGGAGGAAAUGGCCACCAAAAAACCGAGGAAGGCAAAGAAAGCAAAGAUCACAGAGGAAGUUGUUCCGCAGGACCAGCAAACUACUGCAGUCGACCCGACCUUGUGGAAGGCGCGACGUCGCCCGAGACGUAACUUCACGGACGAAGAAGACCGUGCUCUGCUCAAAGGCUUCCAGGAACAGGGUCCCUCUUGGGUCUCUAUUUGCAAAGAUGAGGCUUUCAAAGAGCACGGCAGAACUUCAACAGAUUUGCGUGACCGUCUGAGGACGAGGUUUCCAGAGCAGUAUGCACAAGCGGGUCUAGCAUCUCGACCAGCCAUACCUAAGCCUGCCAAACGGACGUGUGCUACGAGACAGGAUCCAAAGAGGCCUGAAGAGCCGACUCAGACAACCACUUCUGCGGAUGCUCUCUCGAAGGACAGCCAAACCAAGUCGUCAAGUGACUUGCUGGAAAGAGUGAGCUCGCGAACUGGUCUUACAUAUACUCUGCCUUUACCGAGCUUUGGAGACGACUUGCUCUCGAGUUUCAGCUACCUAGAUGAUGAUGAAGAAGGGGAUCCGAUAGUGUUGGAUCGCAGCAUUAUGGAUUGGGCGAACAACAACUUGUCACAGCUCAACCGCCAGUCACAAGCUCAGGUGACUGACAGUCUUCCACAUCCUGACAUAGACCCUCUUGUCACGUUGAAGUUGCCAGAGCCAGGGCUAUCCUGA
Aureobasidium subglaciale EXF-2481 is the source of this 1536-nucleotide messenger RNA. RefSeq lists its product as uncharacterized. The transcript has 2 exons. Lineage: Eukaryota; Fungi; Ascomycota; Dothideomycetes; Dothideales; Saccotheciaceae. Bases 1 to 1536 code for a protein of 511 amino acids. The record is from RefSeq and is a predicted model, not a curated record.